CAAAGUUUGUGUGUCUGGGUGACAUCGGCUCGUCGGUGUUUGGAGAGCCGGCCGCUGCAAUGAUCUGCCCGGAGAUUCGUACCAGGCUUGAACACCACCUGCCAGAGGCAGAUGCAGGCAAUCUAUCACAGGCAAAGAGGCUCUGCUGCAGCCCGACUCCGCGGAUACCAUUGUCUCUGGAAAACCCGCCGUCUGCGCUGUUUAAACCGGCUCCAGAAACCGACGGGGAGGGCCCUGCUGCCAGCCAGACCGAUCACCGCGCCGCACCGCCCACUAUCGCGGGCACUCCGUUCCUCAACAACAUGGAGGCAUGUUGGAACCACGAGUCUUUAUGGCAAGCACUGCGGAUCCAGCAGCUGUGCAUCCCAGCAAUGCCAUUUGCCGGGCCAACCACACGUGCGCUUAGCCCACCAGCCGACCCGCGAUUUGCUGUGCCUAUGAGCGUGUCGAACAAGGUGCCGACUGAGUCCCGUGGAAUGUCCAAAAACAGCAAGUACAUGGGAUUGGAUGCAGACGCCGAAGCGUCGGCUGGCGCGGUGAAACAGGCUCCUCAGCAACGUAUAAUGCCUGCCGUGCUGCAUGCUGGGGGCCCUAAUGGAGUUCCAAUGGCCUGUUCUGGGGCCGAUGAUCUCUACGGCGUGCUGCGAGAUUCGUCUGCGCAGCUGAUGCCAAGCGAGGCGAUUAUGAACCAGAUAUAUGGCA
Linderina pennispora is the source of this 702-nucleotide messenger RNA. RefSeq lists its product as uncharacterized. The annotation marks the transcript as partial. NCBI's taxonomy places the organism in Eukaryota, Fungi, Kickxellomycota, Kickxellomycetes, Kickxellales, Kickxellaceae. The record is from RefSeq and is a predicted model, not a curated record. The transcript has 2 exons.